GCCGGCAUGGUCCCGCCACCCGGUCCAGCUGGCCCACCUGGAGCGUUUGGCCAUCCCCCUCACCCUGCGCAGGCACCUCCACACGCUGCCGCGCCGCCUGGCGUGCCUGGCAUUCCCGGUGGUGUGCCUGCCGUGCCCGGUGUGCCAGCAGGUGAGGACGCAAAGAAGAAGCAAAAGAAGAAGCACAAGCCAAACCGUCAAGGCGGUGGUGAAAAGUGGUAUGACCCCACGCUUGACGAAUGGGAUCCAAAUGACUUCCGCAUCUUCUGUGGCGACUUGGGCAGCGAGGUUUCGGACGAAGCGCUCGCACGUGCAUUCUCCAAAUACCCUUCCUUUCAAAAGGCCAAGAUUGUGCGUGAUCGAAGCACGCGAAAGCCAAAGGGCUUUGGCUUUGUUAGCUUCAAGGAUGGCAAGGAUUAUCUCAGGGCGCUCAAGGAAAUGAAUGGCAAAUAUGUGGGGAACCGUCCUGUGAAACUCCGCAAGAGCACGUGGAAGGACCGCAAUGUGCCCAAGCAGCAGCGCCACCGAAAGCACAAGGGCAAAGGCAAAGCCAGCAGCUGAUGUGUGCUUUGUGUGUGUGUUGUGUGUUGUGUGUUGUUUGUUUUGUGUGUGUGUGUGUGUGUGUGCGUGUGUGUGUGUGUGUGCGUGUGU
This is a messenger RNA of Salpingoeca rosetta, 651 nucleotides long. RefSeq names its product rrm-containing protein. NCBI's taxonomy places the organism in Eukaryota, Choanoflagellata, Craspedida, Salpingoecidae. Bases 7 to 561 code for a protein of 184 amino acids. The transcript is spliced from 3 exons. Gene Ontology annotation, molecular function: mRNA binding. The record is from RefSeq and is a predicted model, not a curated record.